Amborella trichopoda is the source of this 6811-nucleotide messenger RNA. RefSeq names its product cyclin-like protein. Gene Ontology annotation, biological process: protein ubiquitination; ubiquitin-dependent protein catabolic process; mRNA processing. Gene Ontology annotation, cellular component: nucleus. NCBI's taxonomy places the organism in Eukaryota, Viridiplantae, Streptophyta, Magnoliopsida, Amborellales, Amborellaceae. Gene Ontology annotation, molecular function: ubiquitin protein ligase activity. The record is from RefSeq and is a predicted model, not a curated record.
AAACUGGAACAUGUUGAUAGGUUUCUAGAAACAUGAGAGAGAAGCAGUCGGUCGAAAGUGGAAGCUAGAGAGAGAGAGACCGCGUAAAAUCUCAGCCGUGAUCCUCUUCAAUCGCAUCACACGCUCGCGUUAAACUCCAAAGGCCAAAACUACUCGCUGCGCAUGCUAGAGAGAGAAAGUAGAGAGAAAGUUAGAGCGAGAAAAUCCUCGUCCCAGAAUUCAGAUUGAGAAGGUGGAUACUCGCCAUCAUCUCUAGAGAGGGAGCGAGAUUUCUUCUGUAUUUCUGCAAUUUACAGUAGAGAGAGAAAGAGAGAAAGAGAGAGAGAGGGAGAGAUGGAUACUCUCCAUAACCCUCAGAGGCUCAUGAGACCCGUUCUGAAUCCUCAACAUCAGCAACAUCAUCAGCCGCCCCUUCCUCCCCACCCUCAAGCUCCAUGGUAUCCAGCCCCUGCUCAGUUCCAGUAUCAAGCUCAAUCCCAUCUCUCAAAUCAACCUCAGUGGGCUCAUCAUAAUCAGCAGCAGCAACAGCAGUCCAUGGCACCAGGAUUUGGUCAUAAUCAAAACCCACCUUCCUCAUAUAAUCCAUCAUCAAUGGCAUCGUCGCCUUACGCCAUGCCUCUUCAUCAACAGUAUGGGCCGCCCCCGCCUCCUCCUCCUCCUCGACCCCUGCCUCCUCAGCAUCAUCAUUCACAGGUUACUCCAAUGUAUGCUCAAGCUGAUCAGCCAUGGGGAAAUAUGAAUAGGCCACACCAUCAGUCCUGGGAAUAUCCAGGUGCCAGUGUCCAUUAUAACAAUGAGGAAGAUUGGGCUGCCAAAGCCAGGGCAUGGGCAGCUGCUAAAGCAGCCAUGGAAAACCAACAGGCACAAGCACAGUUCACACCUCUUGGCAAAGUAGAAGAUCACACCCAUGCUUAUCAUAACCAAAGCCAGAACGCAACUGAACCCCAUUUUGCUGAUAUCCAACAAUCUUCACUACCUGCCCCCAGCCACCAUCCUCCACCUGUUGCUCCCCCCAUGGAUAUCCAUAGGACUCCCAACCACUUUCAAGACUCCAUAUCCAAUAACUCCGAACCACUCCCUUUGUAUGCUUCGAACGAGUCCCUAGCUUUCAGUGCUGCCGAUAAAAAUUCGGUUCCACUUCCACCAUCUUCAUCUGCUCCAGUUGCUUCUCAAGGAAAUAUGGCUUCAAUCUCAUCAGUUUAUCGGCAGGAGGUAUCUCUUAAUUAUUCUUCUUUCCCAGUAACAGGUGUUGAGGAACGUGGAAACACAACUGGAGCAUCUCCCUUGCCGGUUUCGCCACCAGUUCAAGUACAUAAACCUCAGACCAUAUUACCUGCUGUGGUUCAAUCAGAUUUGACAGAACACCCCCAUUUUACAUAUGGGGAUCAAUCUUCUGUUCCUCUUACAGAUCCCAGUGAUCAACCUCUGGUUUUUGAUAAGAAUUUUACUCGCAACCUUGAACAACGUCAGCAAACCAGUUAUACACAUUCUGAACCAAUGGCUUCUAUGGGAGGUCCAGACCAUGUUCAUGCUUGGACUCCUGCAGUUGCUCCAGGGGCUGUCUUUCCUCCUGCUCCCACUGGACCACAGUUUGAUCCUACUUUUUUGCCACCUGCACAUCCUCUUCCUGGGCAUCCUCAACAAAUGUUUGGAAGGAUUCCUGGACCUAACUUUCGUCCUAACAUCUCACCAAUUAGCUCGCCCUUCGGCUUGAAUGCAGGAGCUGCUCUGCCUCCUGGAUCUGUUUUUCCAGGAGAUGCCAAUGGAACAUUUAGUACUUCUGAACGUCCCAAGAAGGCUUCAGUACCUAAUUGGCUCAGGGAGGAAAUAAUGAAGAAGAAAGCUGCUGUUAUGGCGAGUUCUGUUCAGGACCCCUCCUCCGAGCUCUCUGUUCAUACUAGUGGAGAUGAAGAUAAAUCUCUUGGUAAAGUUGAUCAGGCGGAUAGCAAAAGCAUUGAUUCUGCACGAUCAACCGAGGAUGAAGAUGAUGAAGAGGAAGAAGUGGAAGCAGCAAGAACAGCUGCAAUCAACCAAGAAAUCAAGCAUGUAUUGACUGAAGUACUCCUAAAGGUGACUGGUGAACUUUUUGAUGAAAUUGCAACUGAAGUUUUAGAAGAAAGUGAUCUGAUUGUGGAAGUUGAGCAUUCCAAUAUUUCACGAAAAGAUGAAGUAUUACCACCUGUGAUUCCAACACCCAAGGCAUCAGCCAGGGUUCUUGUUCCUGUUGAAGCUAAGGAUGGUGGAGAAGAAGAAGCUAGUGAAAGGUCUGGUUCUAGUGGACCUGCUGGAGAUGUUCUCGGUCUCUCAAAUUAUGCUUCAGAUGAUGAUGAAGAAGCCGAGAGCUCAGAGCAGGUAACCUUGCAUACAAAUUCUGCUAGCCAGCUGUUAAAUGGUGAAGAUCGACUAAAUUCACUAGUUUAUUUUGAGAGACCCAAUAGAGGGAUAAAGGAUUCAGGUCAUGAUGUGAGUGGUGUUGGAGAUCUUAACGAUAGGACAAAAGAGGUGCCCUCAGAUGGUGAGAAAGAAAUGAGAACUGAGAUUGAAAGGGUUCCUGAUGAAAAAGGGUUUUCUUAUGGAAACAGUGAAAGGAUAAGCACCAUUACUGGUGGCCAUGAAGUGGGUUCUCUGCAGGGAAGUGCCGAUACACCUAAGGUAAAGGAAAAAGUAGGAGGAAACGCUCAUAUGAACUUUGAAAUUGUAGGUAGGGGUUCUGAAUCUUCUAGAACAGGAAUAAAUGAUUUACUAGAUGGUGAUGGUAGAAAGAAAACAAAUAAGAGCAAUGAUGAAGAAUCAAAGAGGACUGUUUGUCUUGUUAGCAGUGAUUAUGGUGGAGACGUUGAAGCUGGGAACUCCAGGGCUACUGAGAAGCAUUCAAGUUUUAGUGAUAAUCGGAGAGGGGAUGAUAGGGAUGUGAGGAAAGGAAGGGUGGAGGAGAGGGACAUAGUGAAGGAAAAGGAGAAAGAGAGAAAAGAUAAAGUGAAGGAAAAGGAGAUAAAUAGAGGGGAUAAAGUGAGAGAAAAGGAGAGAGACAGAGGGGAUAAAAUGAGGGAAAAGGAGAGGGAUAAAGGGGAUAACAUGAGGGAAAAGGGGAGAGAGAGAGUGGAGAGAGUGAAGGAAUGUGAAAAGGACGAAAAGGAAACUGUGAAGCGUAAAAGGGACAUAUCAAAGGAGGAAAGUAUCAUGAAAAGUGAGCAUGGAAGGGACAACAGAGAUGGGGGAGUAAAACAUGGUGAUCGUGGGAGUUCUCAUAAGCACAAGAGGCACCGUUCUUCCUCGAUUAGCGGUAGAGGUAAAAAUAGCAGGGAAAGAGACAACUCAUCUCCCAGUCGUACUAGCGGAACAGAUGUUGAAGCUUCAGACAAUUCGAGGCAUAGGAGGGUCCCAUCAAAGAAACACAGCUUGUCACCUUCUCCUGUCAGGUCGAGGAAGAGACAAGUUUCGCGGUCUCCACAUGAGAAGCACUCUCAACGCAGGCAUUCUCCCUAUUCUUCUCACGGAACCAGGUAUGAUACUGAGCAUAUGAAUCAUGUUUUCAUUAACCUUGCAACAGAAGUUUAUCAGAUAUGCAUAUGGACUCAUAACUGGACUUAUUGUCUUAUUACUGAACACCCGGUAUUUCAGGUUGGCCUAUUAUCUGUUUGGGUAGCUGGAUUACUGUUGAUUGCUUUCUCUCUUUACGCCAUACAGUUGCUGCCUUCUCUUAAAGAUCAGAUUAAGCCUAGGACUACCCAAAAAGAUAAUGAAGAUGGAGGUUUCAGUGUUACUAUUUUCUCAGCUCCGAACCCUUUUGAAGGCUUGGUAGGGGCACGCCAAGUCUUUGCAAUUCAUUCAUGGCUAGCUCUCUCACAAGCUCUUCAGGUGGUUCUGUUUACACAGCACCCAUCUGCCUUAACAGUUGCAAACACUUUGGGCUCUCGUGUUACAGUUGAAACAGCAAUUGAUUUUACGUUCACAGGGACACCAUUCUUCCAUUCUAUGAUCUCAAGGUCACGGGCUUCUAACUCAGAUGUAUCUGUUGUGAUAGAUCCAGACACUGUUGUCCUCUCAGACUUCAUCUCCGUUUUGUGCUAUGCUCACAAACUCAACCAUGAUUGGCUCCUCAUUGCCACCUCAUCUAGUGUUUCCGACUUCCCCUUCUACUUUGACAAUCAAGUGCAACAAUGGCUCCGAGAGGGUGGGCAACUCACUACACUAAAAAAGUUGCAGGAGUUCCUAGCACAGAAACAGAAAUGGAGAAAGUGUGGGGACAGAAUGCUCUUUGCAUGGAACACAGGGCAGCUGCCUCUACAUGCAGGGGUGCUUCCUCCUUUCUUGUAUUCAAGAGGAUUUUGUAAUCAAUGGGUUUUGAAUGAGGCUCUCUCAUCAAACCUAAGGUUCGUGUUCGAUGCUAGUGAGGUCAUAUCGAGCUUCUUUUCAGAAAUCAUUGUGCAUCAUCACAGCAGUUACUUGAGGAAUUCAGAAGUUAUGGAUAGAGAGAAAAACUGGGAGUACGAGGGUAAUGCUGAUCUCUCUGCUUCAUAUGGAUCCUUUUACUUCCGUCCCAUUAAUUUUUCCAAAAAGCUGGUGAAACUUGUCAGGUGUGAUGGGCAAUAUCUGUUCAAAAACCCACCUGAUGAAAUUGAUUCUCGAUGGAAAGAAUCAAAUAUGGAGCCAUCUCAAAUGGAUCACUCUUUACUGGUUCAAAAUCAAAGGAGCUCUAGUUUAUGGAAAACUAUUAUGUUGCAUUCAUGGAGAAACAAGAAAAGACUGGCUUGUCUAGAGAGAGGGAAUUUGUCUAACAUGAAGUCGGACUGUCCAAACAAAGAAAAGCAAAAUAUUGCUCUUAAUGUUUCAGCUCCAUUGUUGCUUCCUUUCUCCCUUGAAUCUCUCCUCCAAACAGUGGCUAUCCAUGAGAAGUAUGUUGUUCUAGCAAUCGUUGGAGACAAUUAUAGAGACAUGCUUAUGAGCUGGGUAUGUAGGUUACGCCACCUUCAAAUCUCAAACUUCAUUGUUUGUGCCCUAGACCCUAAGGUUUACCAGUUCUCAGUGUUGCAGGGAUUGCCCGUCUUCAAGGAUGGACUUGCUCCAAAGAACAUCAGCUUUGAUGACUGUCAUUUUGGUACAAAGUGUUUUCAGAGGGUCACAAAGGUGAAAUCCCGGAUAGUUUUGCAGAUACUAAAGCUUGGUUAUGACGUGCUCCUCAGUGAUGUUGAUAUCUACUGGUUCUCCAACCCCAUUCCAUAUCUCCGCUCAUUUGGCCCUUCAGUACUUGUUGCACAAUCAGAUGAAUACAAUGAAACAGUGCCAAUAAACCUGCCAAGGCGACUAAACUCCGGCUUCUACUUUGCGCAUUCUGAUGGCACCACUAUUACUGCCAUGGAGAUGGUGGUGGAGCAUGCCUCAACCUCUGACCUCUCUGAGCAACCAAGCUUUUAUGAUAUUCUCUGUGGAGAAGGUGGCAAGAAUCGUGUGGGUCCUGAUAAGUGCAUGGAGCCCACGACCAAUCUUACUGUCCAUUUCCUCAAUCGAAAUCUCUUUCCCAAUGGGGCUUAUCGAGGCCUUUGGGAGAAGAAAAAUGUGACAAAAGCUUGUGCUAAAAUUGGAUGUGUGGUUCUCCAUAACAACUGGAUUAGUGGAAGAAAGAGAAAGCUCCAGCGCCAAGUCUCUUCAGGUUUGUGGGCCUAUGAUCCUGGGUCCCGCAUGUGCCUUCACAGCUGGUGGGGCCCCAAGUUAACUCGUUCAUUCUAGUAUACUAUGUUUAAUGGAAACAGGGAAAAGGCACUAUAAUCCAAUGGACAUGGUCCAUCAUCCUUCAUGAUAUGAUGGAUGGUGAUGGAAAGAGUGUGACUCACUGGAGAAACUAUACUGCAGCCUAAGGAAUUGUGGUGAACCAGGGUUCGUUGGGUUCAUCACUGUUGAGUGAAAUGAUAGGUGGUGAUGAUGGAGAGAAAGUGCGAUCCACGAGAGUGGGACAAGACUUCCUUUAUAGCUGGUGUUUCCCCAAGUCAAUGAGCUCUCUGUCGGGCCCACAAGAAAGGGUUACAAGAAAUGGUCCACCUUAUAUGAUCAAUGGCUUAAAUGGCCUUGGUAUGAUACAUCUUAAUCUAAAUUGGGUUUGGCAUAAUUCAUUCUUAUCUCUAAUGGGUCCAGCAUAUUUCAGUAUUAUAGGAAGAUGGGUCCAGCUGACUUUUAUGGGUACCUUUGGAUUUAGCGUUGGUGCUCUUAGGCCCACAAGAAAGGGUCACAAGAAAUGGGUCCAGCUUAUAUGAUCAAUGGCUCAAGUGGCUUUGGUAUGAUACAUGUUAAUCUAAAUUGGGUUUGGCAUAAUUCAAUCUUAUCUCAAAUGGGUCCAGCAAUACUUCAGUAUUAUAGGAAGAUGGUUCCAGCUGACUGUCAUGGGCACCUUUGGAUUUAGUGUUUGGCGCUACAAGGUCCUUGGUUUAAUGCAUUUAUUGUGAGUUUCUGCCCAUUAUAAUACAUUUUUGGGGUGCUUUGGGUUCUCCGACACUCCUCGUUUUAUUCCCAACUGUUGAAGUUAUACAAGGCUGGUGUCCUUUGGAGCCAUGGAGAGACGGAGAGAGAGAGCCUCUCAGUUCCCAUUGGCAAGAGAGAGGAGAGGCCCUGGAUUUUGUUUCACUGUCUUAUGAAACAGCAGUGCUGCCGCAUGAAGGUUCGAAGGCUGAUCCCAUUCUUUAGGAGGAGAGAUUGGGCAAAGAAGAUUGAGAAAGAUGAGGGCUACUUGAUGGAGAAGAGCUUGCGGGAGUGCGAACUGAGAAUUGUCCAUGCAGGGGGAUUUGUAGAGAAGUAUUAUGUGGCAAUAAGGGCAGCUGAA